AUGGAGGAAGCCACUCGACGUCUUGGAUUGCCGCCCCAUUUCUUUCGCGUUUGUGGUACUCGUGUCAGUCCCCUGGAGAAACGUUGUUUUGACGAGCUAUCCAUCUAUCAACGGAUACAGGUCUUUCACGCGCUGUGCGAGAAUACACUGCGUGUAUUUGACAAUUUGAGACAUUCUUUGGACAAGGCAGCCGAUUGGGAAGCAGCACGACCAGUCACUCUGGGAAUGGAUUUGUUUGAAAAUGUUGUCUAUGUGCAUUUCCCCGGUAUGCUGGAUACAGAACACGCGACACGAUUUCGUGUGUAUCGACUAAACCGAGUGCGUUCUGAUCCGGUCGAUAUUCACGAAGAAAAUCCUAAUUCAGUUCCAAACGACAAACCCUCGCCGGAAACGACAAACCUCAAAUCAGAGGUCGAAGCCACAGGAACAGCUACAAUCUCAGCCCGUACCUCUGCAGAUAAGCCUGUGGCUCCAGAGCCCUCCGACUAUGCCUCACCUGGGUCUGUCAACUGCAGUGAGGAGACUAUGUCCGAAGUUACAGAAUCAGCUUUAUUCUCCCGACCUGCUCGGGGAAGACGACCGGCUCGGGGUAAGCGUCGUCGAACGUUCUCAAGACGUACAAAACGCGGUGGAUCCAGUCAAGCAGGGGAUGGCCCGGGCAAACCAGAGUCUGAAUUAGACCAACACAACCGCCUUGUUGCCGAAUGGGGACUGCCUGUCCCCGGUCCCGUCGGUCGGCUUCCUAACUGGUUGGACCCAUCUUUAUCACGAUCAGUCUGUCGCCGUUGGUUUGGGAUUGUACAGCGCAUGGAGGCCGAACGUGAGGCAAUACUUGCAUCCACUUCGACGAACGGUGAGAACGAUAAGUCUAAACCCGGACGCAAAUCAUCCAAUGCUGCUGCUGCCGCGGCUGCAGCUGCACGUCUGGCUAAUACGAGUCUACUGGAUGAGUUGGCAUCCUAUCCAAUUCUCUCUUUGGGUAGCGAACGCGGACGCGGUCAAGGUCGUGGUCGUGGCCGUGGUCGGGGUAGGGGUCGCGGGAGUCAUGUGGCUUCUACAAACGCAUCAAUCAGUAGCACCCCAUUCUUGGGCUUUGCUAAAGUGGACGAUGAACAAAUGGAACAGAUGCUGUUGGAAGAACCGGCUCUUCGUCAUUCUCCCUUGGCCACACUCAACGGUCUGUCACAACGAUAUCUAUCGUUGCAACUCGGACGUGGUUACGCCCUCUCGAAUCGUGGCGCUUCAAAGUCAGGCAUGGGAUCACGAACCAGUUCUGGAAUGGAUCUGGAGCUUGGCACGACGGUGGACACGGAGGGUGGCGAGAAUGAAGAACCGCGUUCGCCAUCCUCAUCUUCAUCCCCAUCGUCAUCCAGAUCCGGUUCAGCUUCAGCACGCUCUUCUCGGGCAACGAGUCCGAUCCGCGAAUCAGACCAGCGAUUUCCAUCCAAGCACCGCCACCACCAACACCAGUCAGGUGAUGACGAUAAUUCAUCGACAGACGGACCAGAUUCGACCAAGGAACCUGAUGCGCCCUGUAGUAAACAAGAUUCCCAAAGUCCACAACCAAAAUGCGGUAAUUCGCCGGCAGAGUCGACCAACAAAUCGGAAUCUUCCAAUCCUUUAAAAAAACAGUCGGAACAAUGCAUCGAUUUUGAAGUGGGUAAGAAAGAGGACAUGUCUGGGGAUAGGUCAUCCGGCGGGAGCGUUUCGGGUGCACCGGACAAUCGAAGAACGGAACACCCCUUCAACGUAAAUGAUGUUCCAGUCAAGCUGCAAACCUCCGUCGAUCAUGAUGAUAAUGCCGAAUGUGGUACAGCCCAGAACGAAAAUAUAUUAGUAUUGGUGAAACAUAACGAAAACCCAGAUGCAGAGGAGUCUACCUCCAUGGCAUCGGCAAAGUGUGAGCAAGCGGCACAAGAAAAACACGCCGACGUGAAGGAGGACGAGGAUGACUUACAAAAGUCAAAAUUGAGCGAUUCGAGUGGGAUGGAAGAGAAGUCCACAUCGGGAAACGAAACAAGCACGGAUGAACCGGAAGAAUGCCUGAUUACGGAACCCGACAAAAAUGCAUUCAUGCUUGUGACUCGGGACAAGUCCCAGUUGGACGCGUUGAUUCAGCGUUUGCAGGCUUUCCUACGGGCCGCUGAGAACAAAGCAGUUUCGCUAGAUUCUCGCACACGAGUCGACCACUCGGCUAUGUCCGAUCAACCUCUAUCAACCGACCACCAAUCGGAACCGGUUGUCGGAUCGCCUUACUCAGUUGGGACAUCUCCUAGUGAUAGCGAUUCCUCACUGUCUUCCCUCUCAUCCCAACUGUCCGGGGUUUCUUCAUUAGAUACCAGCUGCACUGUCAAGCGAAAACGUCGAGCCAGAUCAAAAAAAGCGCCCAAGGUGAUGCAGGUAGAUCCGGUCGAUCCACGACACAAACGUUACGACACUGCGAUUGUUGCCUUGCGAGAACUGAUCACCAAUUUGGAAACGCUGUACAAGACCAACGCUCCAAUGCACACCGAAUGUGAGGAUGCGAAACAAUUGGUCCGAUUACGCUUGCGCAAGGACGUGGAAUCGUGGAAAGCGGAGGAGGAAAAGCGUUCCCGAGCCAAUGCAAACAAGCCACUCCAAUCUCCCGAACCGGACACAUCCGAUUCUAUCAUUCCCCAGCCGGAUUUGGCCAAAGAACGUGCUGAGCGCCUGCAACGUCGCGAGCAGCUUCGUAACCGAAAUCUCGAUGACUCGGACUCAGACUCUCAAAGCGGUUCAUGGACCGUCCAGGGAUCAACUAAACCCAAGUCAGACGUAGUACCAGGUCCCUUACCCGAGUUCAAUCCUAUUCGUGCCGGACCCUGGGGGUCAACUCCCAAAAUUCCCAUUCUGCGUAUUACCAAAGAUACCGACCGGUCCCAACAACAACAAAAACAGCAAUCAGCGUUGGCGCAUACCGUUAUUCCGGAACUGCACAAUCCAGCUGUUUCAUCACCUCCAAAUCCCAGAUGUCUUCCUCGUCCUCCAAAAUCCCCAUCCGUACUGCCUCCGUCCAUCGCUGAGACUACGCGCAUUCGAUACCGUCUCAUGCCCCCCAUUUACACUGUUCGACCGCCACUUCCCGCACCCACACUGGGACCCACUUGUAGUUCACCAAUGAGCAUUCCAAACGGCGCUAUUAUGUCACCCACAAUCAACAGUCAACCGCGAUUGAUAAAACCGGCUGUUAGUCCUUCACCUGCAACUACACGUAAAGUGUACCGUGUGUGCGAUUAUUUGUUCACAGAUGAUGCAAUGCCUGUCCGACUCGAAGCGAACGGUACGUUGCAUCCCGUUCCGGUCGAAUCUGUACCUGCCAACUUGCGGCAAGUAGCAAAGCAAAUGAUUGCCCGAUACAAACAGCAAGUACAACAAAAACAACAGCAGCAACCGCAACAACCACAACAGCAAGCCCAGCCAACCGAAUCCCCAACCCAGACACCGAAACAGUCCUCACCCCAGAGCACUUCCGUGUCGACCUCGAGCACUUCGCAAAAGUGUGUUGCAGUUACAAUGGGACAAUCCACACCCUAA
Molecule: messenger RNA, 3555 nt
Organism: Echinostoma caproni
Lineage: Eukaryota; Metazoa; Platyhelminthes; Trematoda; Plagiorchiida; Echinostomatidae
Source: the annotation of a GenBank genome assembly